AUGUCAGAAAGAACCACAGUGGUAAAACAAGGAGCUUUUCAUAUAUACCUUCUUUUGGAAAAUCUCCAUGUAGGCGGAGGAAUUGAAUCAGAUAUCGAGUUGUUUGAAGAUAAUCCCGAGGAGUAUGUGUGGCGUGAUAUCGAAGGUUCAGACGUUGCGACCAGACGCCGCGCCGCCUGCGACCUGCUGCGGGCCCUCGCAACACAUUACGACGAUAAAAUGAUGGCCAUCUUCGGACAGUACGUAGAGAAAGAACGCGGACAGCUUCUCUUGACCAACGAUCAAAUUUACGACCAUUUUAAGAGCACAUACGAAGUGCCUAAAAGUUUAAGACGGUAUAGGGAUCCAAACGAUCAAAAACCUGAAUUUCCUCGAAUCGAAUUCCACGGCAUUCCACCAACGCUAGAGGAACUAAGUAGUCAGAUCAAGAGGAAGUCGUCUAAAUCUGCACCGGGACCCGAUGGUAUCCCAUAUAUAGUCUUUAAAAAAUGUCCAUCGGUUCGUAAACACCUCCUAAAUAUAUACGGUAAAAUCUGGUCAGGGAAGCAAAUCCCGGAGUGCUUCGGGAAAGCAAUUUUUGUCCUCAUUCCCAAAAAAGAUAUAGUUACUGAUCCGAAAGAUACUAGACCGAUAGCUUUAACAAAUACUAUAUCGAAAAUCUUUUUCUCGGUUCUACAAACGAGAAUGACGCGAUUCAUGCUCAGCAACAACUAUUUUAGGCCAAAUCACCAGAAAGGGUUUUUACCCGGGAUUUCUGGAUGCCUAGAACACAACACCUUGCUGUCGGAGAGUUUGAAAGAUGCUAGAAAAAGCGAGCGGCAAAUCACUGUUUGUUGGAUAGACUUAGAGAACGCGUUCGGGUCGAUACAACACGAAUUGAUGCUAUUCGCGCUUAGAUGGUACAACUUUCCACCCCUAGUUAGAGAUAUGAUCGCGUCGUAUUACUCAAAAUUAAGGUUUUCUAUAAUAACUAAAGAAGGCCCUUCAAAAAGUUUGAGUUAUAAUGUAGGACUGUUUCAAGGUUGUUGUCUAUCUCCAAUUACGUUUAAUAUCGUUAUUAACAUCUUAGUAGACAAAUUAAUCUGUAACGAGAAAAAAUGGGGUUAUCGGUUUAAGUUUAAUAAUAAAUACACGGAAUCCAUUUUAGCCUUCGCUGACGAUCUCGCAAUACUGACACGUAACCCCAAACACUGUCAAGUACUAUUGGAUGAAGUGGAUAAAUUCUGUGAGUGGACGGAUGGAUUGAGGACAAAACCCAGUAAAUGUCAUUGUCUGUGUCUUGGUAGGCGGAAUACAAGAUACACCUCAUACGAUCCGGGACUAUCGUUAGGCGGUCAAUGCAUUUCUACGGUUACGGAAAACGCACCAUUUAAAUUUCUCGGUCGUAAGAUUGAUAAUAUAGGCCGUACUCCAUCUUUAGAAGGAAUAGUAGAUAGCUUUUUGAACGAUCUUAACAAGUUAGAUGCAGGCGUCAUAAAGAUGUUGAAGUUGUGGCUCGGGCUCGCCCUAACGGCUGAUUCAUCGGCGUUAUUUAGGGGAAGCAAUAGUUUUGGGAUGAGUCUAAAAAGGCCAUCGGAGCUCUAUAAACACCUAAGAGUUUCCAAGAGAUAUAUCCUGGGGAAAUCCCAUGAUGACAUAGUGACAUCGCUCCCAAAAGAUGAAGAUGCCCCCGAAAUGAUAAAUAUAAGAUCCAUGCAAUGA
Molecule: messenger RNA, 1701 nt
Organism: Danaus chrysippus (African queen)
Lineage: Eukaryota; Metazoa; Arthropoda; Insecta; Lepidoptera; Nymphalidae
Source: the annotation of a GenBank genome assembly